Messenger RNA from Vitis riparia (riverbank grape), 435 nucleotides. Its product is annotated as 60S ribosomal protein L8-1-like. The transcript has 2 exons. NCBI's taxonomy places the organism in Eukaryota, Viridiplantae, Streptophyta, Magnoliopsida, Vitales, Vitaceae. The record is from RefSeq and is a predicted model, not a curated record. Gene Ontology annotation, molecular function: RNA binding; structural constituent of ribosome. Bases 1 to 435 code for a protein of 144 amino acids. Gene Ontology annotation, biological process: cytoplasmic translation. Gene Ontology annotation, cellular component: cytosolic large ribosomal subunit; ribosome.
AUGGGGAUAUGGUUUAGUAGGGGUUGCAAUCAUGAUGAACCUAUCGUGGCGGUUGAGGGCAUGUACACGGACCAGUUCGUUUAUUGCAGCAAGAAAGCCACCCUCAUUGUCGGUAACGUUAUGCUCCGGCACUCUACUCCCGAAGGUGCUGAGGUCUGUAACGUUGAAGAUCACGUUGGUGAUCGAGGUGUCCUUGCCAGGGCAUCCAACGAUCAUGCUAUUGUCGUUAGCCACAACCCUGAUAAUGGCACCAACCGGAUCAAGCUCCCAUCUGGGGUUAAGAAGAUUGUUCCAAGUGGAUGCAAAGAAAUGGUUGGGCAGGUUGCAGGUGAAGAGAAGCGAAUUUCAUUAAGCAUGAGCGACUGUGAGCAUAGGAUAGAGCGCAAUACUAGUGACACAGAUGGGUUCAACCAUGAAGCCGACGAUCUUCAAUGA